Messenger RNA from Peronospora farinosa, 2718 nucleotides. The record is from the annotation of a GenBank genome assembly. NCBI's taxonomy places the organism in Eukaryota, Oomycota, Peronosporomycetes, Peronosporales, Peronosporaceae.
AUGGCGCGGAAGAACGCGUUGGCGGAAUUGCUCGCCGAUCACCGACGGCAAGAGGCAGUUAACGAGACUUCCACCACCGUUUCCGACCCUGCAUUGUCUUUGCCUCUGUCUUCUCUUUCCAAUGCACCUUUUGCGACCUCCAUAGACACAGCAGAAGCCGCACAAUCUUCAGCUCAUGGAAUAGUCUCACGUCGAUCGACCUUUUCCCGUUCUCAAGGCCGUUACGAGCGAGACGCCGUGUACCGGAUGGAGCGAGUAUAUGAGGAGGUGUCAAGACGGAAAUAUCAACCAAUUGUAGGCCCCCGUGGGUCUUCCGAGACGGACAGCAGCGUCACUUCUCCAGCUUUCGAUGGACCAUUAUUUGCUGCUGCUGCUGCAACAGAGAACGAGGUUCUUCAGUGUACGCAGCCAAGUCGUUCACAUGCAAUGGAUAUGACACAGAAGGGGGACGAUAUAGGAAGUCCAGAUAUGGUCAAGAAGUUUGAGUCAAGACGACUGAAGGAUAGAAAAAGACCUCGAGGAGACGUCAAGAGGGUGAAAUUUACUGCACAUCCACCUCGUGCUACGUCAGGAUCAUUUUCUAGUCAAGCAACAAGCAACGGGUAUGUCAAUACGAAUAACUAUUGUCAGCAUGAUGAUGAGAAUGAAAGGAGAGCGAGAAGAAGAGAGCGACAAAAAGAGCGACGAAGACAUCGACAUGGAAAAGCGAGUAAUGGAAAGAACAAAGGAGCAAUGCUUUUGGAUGUAGACGAUGCUACUGUGCAGUACAUUGACGCGGUGCUCGUGAAACCAGACUCACAGGUCUUUAACAAGUACACGCGGUUUUUCUUGGACCCGAAGCUUGAAACUUUGUACCAGGAUUUUACAGCAAUUUACUGGUUUGGACGUGCUCGCUGGCAUGUGGCAGCAUGGAUGGCCGUGCAUGUGAUUAUGAACGUCGUCUUCUACGCGCUUCCAAGCUCGGGUUUUACAGGGAUGGAGCAGUUCAUUCUCUCGUACGACUCCCUCCCGACAUACUUCCAGUGGAUCUACAUUCCAAUCGCGCUGCCGUUUGCCGCUUUGCCAAGUAAGCAGAAUCCGCUCCAGACGCGAUGGCGCAGCUGGGUAUGCCUUAUUAUCAUUUUUUUUAACCUGACGUUUCAAGUAUGGCUUGCAGAUGCCAGUCGCCUGGCCAUUAAUGCGUACGUGACGGUCGUUCACGAUCACCUGUCAUGCGAACACUUAAGCUCGAAACUCACAUCUACAUUUGCUGAUAUUAACGGAAGUUUAAGUGGUAUUGAUGACAAUUUGAGCAAUGAUACGAUAACUAACGCUUUGGCUUACCUCAGCGACGAGCAAAAGAACCUGACAAUUAGCGUGACCCACAUGUGCUCAGACGCACUGGUUCAAACGCUUGUUGGGUUUGCGUCAUUGUUUAGCUUCCUGUUUGUGAUAUCAAUUCGUCUAGAGUUCGUUCAAGUGGUGGUUGUAGCAGUCACUGGUGUCGCCAUAUAUGCCAUCGUCGUGAGUGCGUUCGGUCUCCAGUUGCAGUGGAUCAUUACUUUUGCCUAUGGAAUGGCGGUCAUCCUCCUGCUUGUCCUGUCAUACUCGUCGGACCGCACCAAUCGCCGUUCUUUCCUCUCAAAUUUCUUGGUUGAGAAAGAGAAUGAGAACCUCAAGUCAUCCCUAAAAGAGGCUGAGGCAGCAUUACAGAAUGACUCUGCUCAUGCAGAUGAGCAGCGCGCCGUGGCUCGAGUACUGGCAGCGCCUGAAAUGCACCAUCUUGAGAUGGUUCACAUCCCUUUUGCUGAUUUUACUUUUCUUGAAGCGAUCGGUCGUGGCUCCAUGGGCGAUGUCAUCAAGGCUAGAUACUUCGGCACUAUUGUUGUUUGUAAGCGUAUGCGUCGUGAAUACAUUGUCGAGUCUGGCGUGGGCCGGAAUCGGAAUGAAACUCGGGAUACAUUCAAUGGAGACAGCGCUUUGGCAAGUUUUCGCGACGAAAUUGAGCUAAUGUCGUGCCUGCGGCAUCCAAAUAUUGUUCAAUUCAUUGGUGCAAGCUGGGACAACGCUUCUAACCUGUGCAUUGUGAUGGAGUAUUUGGAGAAUGGUGACAUGCACCGUGUGCUACACUCGAGCCUGGGAAAGAAUUUUACGUGGGCAGAUCCUUUGCUGAAGAUGGCGAUCGAUGCUGUGCAAGGUAUGCUCUAUCUUCACUCCCAGAAACGUCCAGUGGUGCACCGCGACCUCAAAAGCGUCAACAUCCUCUGCUCUGCCACAUUUGGCUGUAAAGUGGGUGAUUUUGGUCUCAGUCGCAGAUACAACAAGGGUGUCGAUGCACUCACCACUCUUGUUGGCACCCCAUUUUGGCUCGCUCCCGAGAUCAUUCGUAGUGAGCGAUAUGGUCCAGAGGCUGAUGUCUAUUCAUUCGGUAUCGUGCUCACAGAGCUUGAGACACGACAUACUCCAUACCACGAUCAAGAGGAGACAGGAUUAAAGGUACUCAUGCGAGUAGCCCAUAAAGGACUAAGGCCAUCAUUGCCUUCCAGUUGUCUGCCUGAGCGUCGCAAGCUUAUCGAAGAUUGUCUUCGAGAUAUCCCUAAACGUCGUCCAACGUUUGCACAGGUUCUCUCACGCUUGCAAGGCCCUGUUCUUCUAGAGAUUGAGGGUCAUGUUGCAGCGCAACCAGAGCUUGAACGACGUGUGUUACUGCGUCGCCAUCAGGAGCGUCGGAGUCUGUAA